CAAGAACACAUAUCCUGUCUGAAACGUCAGCAUAUUUUACCAGCUCUCUGGAAAAGGCUGUCAACUGAGAAGUUGGAAAAACUGCAAAAAUGGGCUUCGUGAAAGUAGUGAAAAGUAAGGCGUACUUCAAGAGAUACCAGGUGAAAUUCAGGAGAAGGCGAGAGGGUAAGACUGACUACUUUGCCCGUAAGCGCCUGGUCAUCCAAGACAAGAACAAGUACAACACACCCAAAUACAGGAUGAUUGUGAGGUUCUCCAACAGAGAUAUCUGUUGCCAGAUUGCCUACGCCAAGAUCGAGGGAGACCAGAUUGUCGCUGCUGCCUAUUCCCAUGAGCUGCUCAAAUAUGGCAUCACUGUGGGACUGACAAAUUACGCUGCAGCCUACUGCACGGGCCUUCUGCUGGCCCGCAGGCUGCUGAACAAGUUCGGCCUGGAUCAGGUGUACGAGGGCCAGGUGGAGGUGACUGGAGACGAGUUCAACGUGGAGAGUAUAGACGGCCAGCCGGGGGCCUUCACGUGUUUCCUAGACGCCGGGCUCGCCAGAACGUCCACAGGAAACAAGGUGUUCGGAGCACUAAAGGGUGCAGUCGACGGUGGGCUCUCAAUUCCUCACAGCACAAAACGAUUCCCUGGCUACGACGUGGAGAGCAAAGAGUUCAACACAGAGAUGCAUCGCAAACACAUCAUGGGCAUGAACGUGUCGGACUACAUGAGCUACCUGAUGGAGGAGGACGAAGACGCCUACAAGAAACAGUUCUCGCGCUUCAUAAAGAACGGAGUCGCGCCAGACACAGUAGAGGAGAUGUACAAGAAAGCACACACCGCCAUCAGAGAGAACCCAGUCCAUGAAAAGAAACCCAAAAAAGACGUCAAAAAGAAGAGGUGGAACCGCGCCAAACUUUCGCUGGCACAGAGAAAGGACCGCGUCGCCCAGAAAAAGGCCAGCUUUCUACGAGCACAGGAAGCAGAGGCAGCGGACGGUUAGAGGGACGGGGACCACUGCCCGUUCCAAAGACAACCACUGCACAUUGGCUUAAUAAAUUUAUUGCAAAUGA
Oncorhynchus keta (chum salmon) is the source of this 1056-nucleotide messenger RNA. RefSeq names its product 60S ribosomal protein L5-like. Gene Ontology annotation, biological process: translation; ribosomal large subunit assembly. The transcript has 8 exons. Gene Ontology annotation, molecular function: 5S rRNA binding; structural constituent of ribosome. The record is from RefSeq and is a predicted model, not a curated record. Lineage: Eukaryota; Metazoa; Chordata; Actinopteri; Salmoniformes; Salmonidae. Gene Ontology annotation, cellular component: ribosome; cytosolic large ribosomal subunit. Bases 90 to 986 code for a protein of 298 amino acids.